UCUUCCGUCCAUAGUCUCAUCCAAUGUUUGUGCCUAUUUUUUUUUGUCUGUUUUAAAAUUAAGAUCAUAUAUAUAAAUAACAUUGCGUAAAUAGGUGUGGUGAAGCUCGCUAAAAGCCCAAAUAUUAUGCCGACCAUUGAUUCCAAUGAGUAGAUGAAGUAGCCUUCAUAGAUAAGUAAAACAGGUAUAACAGCUUACCAGGUAUGAUUUUUUAGCUGAUUAGCUGAUUAUGAGUCAUUGAAGUAUUUCCAAUUGGUUACUCAUUGGUUACUGCAUCAGUCUUGUUUGGUUGUUUGAUGCAAUAGUUGAAAAUGUCCUAUCCACCACCGCAGGGUACUCAAUAUCCAAAUCAAUACAACGCCAAUUAUCCUCCAGCCCCACCACAGGGAGUUGGACAAUAUCCACCAGCACCACCAGGUGCCUAUCCACCACCAGGAUAUGCACAACCACCAGGGUAUAACCAACCGCAGCCUGUCUACAAUCAACCCCCUGGUCCAUAUCCACCACCAGGGGCUGGUCAGUAUCCACCACCUGGUGGAUUCCCAGGCCAAUACCAAACUCAGGGUUAUGCACCUGUUGUGGAUCAACCUGUAAGCCAAGGAGGAGGUCCAAACAGUGGUUGGAUGCAUAUGCCGCAAGGUCCAGUGAAUUGUCCACCAGGUUUGGAAUACCUUACUAUGAUUGAUCAGCUGCUGGUGCACCAGAAAGUCGAACUUCUUGAAGCUUUAACGGGAUUCGAGACAAACAAUAAGUUUACAGUUAAAAACAGUAUUGGACAAAAAGUGUACUAUGCUGUAGAAACUAAUGACUGUUUGACAAGGAAUUGUUGUGGACCUAUGCGACCUUUUGACAUGAUCAUCAUGGACAAUUUCAGGAACCAAGUGAUGCAUUUACACAGGCCAUUGGCAUGUGAUUCCUGUUGCUUUCCGUGCUGUUUACAAAGUAUGGAAGUUUCCUCGCCGCCUGGCACAGUUAUUGGUACAGUUGAGCAAGAAUGGAGUAUAUUCUGUCCGACGUUCGCUAUCAAGAAUGCAAGCGGAGAUACAGUGUUGCGUGUCGAAGGUCCUUUCUGUACAACCAGCAUUUGCGGCGAUGUAGAAUUUAAAAUCACUUCUUCUGAUGGAAACACACAGGUUGGAAAAAUUUCAAAAAUGUGGUCGGGAUUGGUCAGGGAGAUGUUUACCGAUACGGAUUUCUUUGGUAUCACUUUUCCUAUGGAUCUGGAUGUUCGAAUGAAAGCAGUUAUGAUGGGCGCCUGUUUCUUAAUUGAUGCUAUGUUCUUCGAGAAGACUAAUAACGGCAACGUGUGAACACAACAAUGCAACGCAACAAUUCCAAUUCUUAUGACAGCUUAGCUUUUCAGCAAAAAAUUACUCUCUUUGUUUUUGUUUCUUAAAAUUUUAUAAAACUAAAUUUAAUAUAUACAUAUAUAUUUCUC
Molecule: messenger RNA, 1438 nt
Organism: Nicrophorus vespilloides
Lineage: Eukaryota; Metazoa; Arthropoda; Insecta; Coleoptera; Silphidae
Product: phospholipid scramblase 2
Exons: 6
Coding region: 312-1310 (332 amino acids)
Biological process (GO): plasma membrane phospholipid scrambling
Cellular component (GO): plasma membrane
Molecular function (GO): phospholipid scramblase activity
Source: RefSeq, a predicted model, not a curated record